Messenger RNA from Symbiodinium pilosum, 1818 nucleotides. The record is from the annotation of a GenBank genome assembly. Lineage: Eukaryota; Dinophyceae; Suessiales; Symbiodiniaceae.
AUGGAGCCAAGAGUGCUUGCAGCAUUAAGUCACCUUGAGUCAGUGCACUACGAUGGCUGCAUGCUUGGUGGGACGCGGCUGAAACACUCCACACUCCUCGCCUCCCCUGGAAUCUUCUCGGCUAUGGCCCUCACGUGUUCUGGUCAGCGUAACCACCUCCCAUGGUGCAUCACCCCUGAUGAGGGCGAGCUUCGCUUUGACACAGCCUCCGAGGCAGAGUAUCCCAUCGAGUUCUGUCAGCAGUACGCCAAGUGUGUGAUUGAUUCUCUGCCAAGCCCACCAACACAGUCCUCCGUGCUAGAUGCGUUCGCAGUCGGACCACGCAAGAAGGCGCAGCCGCCGCCCCUCGUCCCAGAGGUCCACGCGAUAGUGCAACUGCCCAAGUCUCCACCUUGCACCGGCCAGUAUUGCAUUCUUUCUUCUCCUACUGGGGAAAUCAACCAAGAAAAGAAUGCAUCUGAAGAAGCAGCAGGCGGUCCAGGUUAUAAGGUUGGCAUAAGAUGGGACCCGCUAGAGUUUAUGCAUCAGGCUAAGAAAGUAGUCCAUCCCUGUGAUCCUGCAGCAGUCUUGCCACCCAACUUGAAGGCAGCGAUCAAGUCGGUCUUAACUUCUAGCCCAGAAGACCUGGCAAAAUCUCGCCUGGAUGCGGUCGUGACCAUCAGACAGAUGGCGAAAGACCUAGAGACUGCGGAAGCAGACCUGAAGAAGAAUUUGGAUCAAACUGCGUUGUUGAGGGCAUCCAACUACGAUGACAUAGACAUGGUGGAUUCUGUAGCAUCGGGGAUAGACCUAGUUGGCUCCCAUGGGAAAGUGGAAGCCAUGAAUGAGGAGCACUCCGGCUCCGAGCAAAGUGACCUGGAUCAAACGUCCAAAGCAGAGGUCGAUCUUGGAGACCUGCAAGGUGAAAGCAAGAAAGUGAGGAUCAUUGACGAUUGCAAAAUGUCCGGGAUGAACGCUGCAUUCCAACGCACCUUUGGCGUGAAACCGAUGGACAUCGAUGUCUUGGCAGCAGCGGCAGCGUCCAUAGCAAAGGCCACCCAAGAUGGCGAGAUAGACGGGACACCUGCGACCGGCUUUUACUUGUCUAAGGGACUCAGAUUCUUGACUAAGACCCUCACUUCCGUGGCCAGAUGCUCGGACAAUCGGGCCCACAUCACGGCGUUCUGCAGGACGGCGAAGCAUUUGUUGAGUGUGACCCCGGACAGGGAGUUCAAGGUUGCGGAUCAGAAGCAACCGGUGUUGGUCUUCACAGAUGGAGCUUAUGAAGAGGGCAAAGCAUCCGCUGGCGCCAUUGUCUUCGACCCGGAGUCAGCUCAAACUUGGGUGUGCCAAAUGCCGGUUCCGGAGUGCUUACGCGAUCUGUGGUUAGCUGACGCUGGGGAGCAGAUCAGGUUGAAGCGUGGGCGAUGCAUACGCUUUGAUUUCAGGGAACUCCUCAACAACAGACAAGCGCUGGCUUGGAUCGAUAACGAAGCGGCCAGAAUGAGUCUCAUCAAAGGAACUUCGGAUUCACCGUCCAUGCGAUCUCUUGUCAAGAUCUUCCAUUUGAUUGAGACGGCCUAUCCGGCGAUGAUUUGGCUGGAGAGAGUCGCUUCAUUCUCGAACCCUGGAGAUGCUCCUUCUAGGAACAACCUAGAAGGUGUGAUGGAAGCUCUCAGUGCAGUUGCGAUCACCUGCAACGACCAAAACUGGCUGGUCGAGGCUGCGCUCAAACUGGGAGCCAGUCAGUUCGCGAUUCUCGAACCUCCCUUGAUUCCGCAAGCUGCCCAAAUCAGGGGGAAAUACCGGCGCAGAGCUUGUGGAAUCCCCGUCUGUUAA